Molecule: messenger RNA, 1332 nt
Organism: Ooceraea biroi (clonal raider ant)
Lineage: Eukaryota; Metazoa; Arthropoda; Insecta; Hymenoptera; Formicidae
Product: transmembrane protein 138
Cellular component (GO): cilium
Source: RefSeq, a predicted model, not a curated record
CAAACCCGUUGCUAUGGCAACCGCCAAAGCGUACACAAGAUCUGUUAAUUGCAAGAGCAUGUGUUCACUUUUUCUACGUUGUUUACCUUUCGUAAAUGAAUUCCUUAAAUACAAGGCAAUACACGGCGAUUGUAACUGUGCAAUACGUUAUAUUACUCUUUGAUAUCUGUGUAAAUUCGUUCGCGAGCUUUGCCAGGCAGCAUCCAACAGAUUUAUUGGUGCUUUACGUGAUUCAAGAUUUUUGUCUAAUCGUGGCCCUCACGCUUCUUUUGGUAAACUUUUUUUCUACUUACAUCUUCCAGCAAAUUGCAUUUCAGGCAGGAUUGAUACAACUGCUAUAUACGAGAUUCCGCAUGACGUUAGUGUUAUGUAUUAUAUACAUGGUACUGUCCAUCAGUUUGCACACGUGGCAUAUUACUAUACAUUGGUCAGCACCAUUAAAACAUUAUUGGACGAAGGGAUUUCAUGCUCUUUAUUCUAUACAUAGAACAGUUGCAGUACUAUAUUAUUAUUUCUACAAAAGAGCCUCUUUGAGGAUAGGUGAUCCAAGAUUUUACAAGGGCUCCGCCUGGGUACAAAAGCAAUUAAGCAUCUUGUAAUCACAUGUUUAUAAAUUGAAUAAUGUGUGAAAGAUGAUUGUAGCUACAUAGUAAAAUAGAUGUAAGGAUAUAUUGAUUUGUAUUUCAAAUUUAUGUGAUUUUUUCGAACUAUUUACAGCGGCUUUGUUAUUUUUACAAAUUUAUAAGAUUACAUUACAUAAACGAAGCAAUGUUUGAUGUAGCGUGUGACAAAAUGAUACAUCAAUCUUCCAAAUUUAUAUACAAAUAUUUCACUUAUAUACAGUAUGUAAAAAAUUUCUAUUAAAAAGUAUUUUUGUACUAUCUUUAUGUGAUAGAAAAGAUUUAACAAAAAUUUCGAGUUAUACAAGAACCUUAUAUCUGAUUGAUAUUAUACUUAAUUAACUGCACAGUAUAGAGUUGUUAAUAAGAAUAUUCAAAAUUCAGUACAUACUGCAAAAUCUACAAUUAAUGUAAUAAUAGAUUAAUUAGAUACCCUGUUAUUAACUUUUGAGAAUUUUCCUACUUGGCUACACGAAAAUUUCGAUUUUUGGUUUGAAUUAAUUUUCUCUUAUUUUCUCACUUGAUGACAAAAUUCUAAAGUAUUAACAUACAUUAAGCUAUAUAAUUAAGUAAAACGAAACAAUGACAUUUUUAUUAAGAAACAUUAGAAUACAAUUUCGAUAGUUUCGAUUACAUGUGUCAUUAUUUAUAGAUAUAAAUUCGUAGUAAUUUUUUUUUUAAUAAAUUGUUCCGGUUGGAACAAGAUCGCCUU